Protopolystoma xenopodis is the source of this 381-nucleotide messenger RNA. Lineage: Eukaryota; Metazoa; Platyhelminthes; Monogenea; Polystomatidea; Polystomatidae. The record is from the annotation of a GenBank genome assembly.
CGUCCCGUCCGCCGGCCGGUCGACUUCGGCCACAGCCUCGACUCCACCGGCUUCGUCGCCGCGUUGAUUGCCAAGUUUGAGCAUCGUCUCGCAACUCCGCCCGACUCGGCGACACACCCUCCUCGACGGGCCUGGCCCUCGGGACUCGGACCUAGGACACUCGAUCGCCCUGACGACGCCACCGCCACCCCUGCCGUCUGCUACUGCCGCAAGCUUGAGUCCUGCCAGUCAGGCAAGCCGGCCGGUCAAGGCGUCUUCCUUAUGGGCACCGUCUCCGCCAUCGAAGGCAGUCGGGACUGGGGUCGGCCAGAAGCGGUCGCUGCGUUGCGACGCGACAGCCACAAAAUGGCCCUUAUCCUCGGCCCCUUUGCCCAACUCUGA